Messenger RNA from Phodopus roborovskii (desert hamster), 3218 nucleotides. RefSeq names its product PWP2 small subunit processome component (gene Pwp2). The coding region runs from base 116 to 2884 and encodes 922 amino acids. Gene Ontology annotation, molecular function: protein binding. Gene Ontology annotation, biological process: ribosomal small subunit assembly; maturation of SSU-rRNA from tricistronic rRNA transcript (SSU-rRNA, 5.8S rRNA, LSU-rRNA). The transcript has 21 exons. Gene Ontology annotation, cellular component: Pwp2p-containing subcomplex of 90S preribosome; small-subunit processome. The record is from RefSeq and is a predicted model, not a curated record. NCBI's taxonomy places the organism in Eukaryota, Metazoa, Chordata, Mammalia, Rodentia, Cricetidae.
CCCCCGCCGCUGUGGUCCCGAUCCCGCGCCCGGAAGUGCGCGUUCUGCGCGCCGGAGGUAGUUCGGGUUCCGGAAGUGGCUCACGACAGACACCGCACGUGUGGCAGGCUGCAGGAUGAAGUUCGCUUACCGGUUCUCGAAUUUGUUGGGUACAGUUUAUCGGUGUGGAAACUUAAAUUUCACACGAGAUGGAAAUUCUGUCAUCAGCCCUGUGGGAAAUAGAGUCACUGUGUUUGACCUUAAGAACAAUAGAUCAGAUACAUUGCCUCUUGCCACUAAGUACAACAUCAAGUGUGUGGGGCUGUCUCCCGAUGGUCGCCUUGCAAUCAUCGUUGAUGAAGGGGGUGAGGCUCUGCUAGUCAGCUUGGUCUGCAGGUCGGUGCUACACCACUUCCACUUCAAAGGUUCUGUGCACAGCAUCUCCUUCUCCCCCGAUGGCAGAAAAUUUGUUGUGACUAAGGGCAACAUUGCUCAGAUGUACCAUGCCCCUGGAAAGAAGCGAGAAUUCAACGCCUUUGUUCUGGACAAAACCUAUUUUGGGCCCUACGAUGAGACCACGUGCAUUGACUGGACAGAUGACUCCAAAUGUUUUGUGGUUGGAAGCAAAGACAUGUCCACCUGGGUGUUUGGCGCUGAACGCUGGGACAACCUCAUCUACUAUGCCCUGGGUGGACACAAGGAUGCUAUUGUGGCCUGCUUUUUUGAGUCCAACAGUCUGGAUCUGUACUCGCUCAGCCAAGAUGGAGCCCUGUGUGUGUGGCAGUGUGACACACCCCCUGAGGGCCUGAAGCUGAAAGCCCCUAGGGGCUGGAAGGCAGACCUGCUUCAGAGGGAUAAGGAAGAAGAGGAAGAGGACGAUGACGAAGAGGAGGGAGACCGAGAAACUACCAUCCGAGGGAAGACCAUGCCAACUGAACAGGAGAAGGCUGGGAAAGUGAAGUACUCACGGCUGGCCAAGUACUUCUUGAAUAAAGAAGGAGACUUUAACAACCUUACAGCUGCCGCUUAUCAUAAAAAGAUUCAUCUCUUGGUCACGGGUUUUGCUUCUGGAAUCUUCCAUCUGCAUGAGCUCCCAGAGUUCAACCUCAUCCACUCCCUGAGUAUCUCCGAUCAGAGGGUUGCUUCAGUUGCCAUCAACAGCUCUGGGGACUGGAUCGCCUUUGGCUGCUCAGGACUGGGCCAGCUGCUGGUGUGGGAAUGGCAGAGUGAAUCCUAUGUGCUCAAGCAACAAGGCCAUUUCAACAGCAUGGUGUCACUAGCCUACUCUCCUGACGGGCAGUAUAUCGUCACUGGCGGGGACGAUGGCAAGGUCAAGGUGUGGAACACUCUCAGUGGCUUCUGUUUUGUUACUUUUACGGAGCACUCCAGCGGGGUCACUGGUGUCACAUUCACUACCACUGGCCAUGUCAUUGUCACCUCCUCCUUGGAUGGAACCGUGAGAGCCUUUGACCUUCACAGGUACCGGAAUUUCCGCACCUUCACAUCUCCACGCCCCACACAGUUCUCCUGUGUGGCUGUUGACUCAAGUGGGGAAAUCGUCUCUGCGGGGGCCCAGGACUCCUUCGAGAUCUUUGUGUGGUCCAUGCAGACAGGCAGGCUUCUUGAUGUUCUGUCUGGCCACGAGGGGCCCAUCAGUGGUCUUUGCUUUAACCCAAUGAAGUCCAUCCUGGCCAGUGCCUCUUGGGACAAGACAGUGCGCCUAUGGGACAUGUUUGACAGUUGGAGAACCAAAGAGACCUUAACUUUAACCUCUGAUGCCCUAGCUGUGACUUUUCGGCCUGAUGGUGCUGAGCUGGCUGUGGCCACACUGAACUCACAGGUCACCUUCUGGGACCCUGAGAACGCUGUGCAGAUGGGCUCCAUCGAGGGCAGGCAUGACCUCAAGACAGGCAGGAAGGAGCUGGACAAGAUCACAGCCAAACAUUCAGCCAAGGGCAAGGCCUUCACUACCCUGUGUUACUCUGCGGAUGGGCAGAACAUUCUGGCAGGAGGCAUGUCCAGGUUCGUGUGCCUGUAUCACGUCCGGGAGCAGAUCCUGGUGAAAAGGUUUGAGCUUUCCUGCAACCUCUCUCUGGACGCUAUGGAGGAAUUUCUGAACCGAAGAAAGAUGACGGAGUUUGGCAAUUUGGCACUCAUUGAUCAAGAUGCUGGGGAGGAGAACGGGGUCGCAAUUCCAUUGCCAGGUGUAAGAAAAGGUGAUAUGAGUUCUAGACACUUCAAACCUGAGAUCAGGGUAACUUCUCUGCGCUUCUCUCCCACUGGGCGCUGCUGGGCGGCCACCAGCACAGAAGGACUCCUCAUCUUCUCUCUGGAUGCCCAGAUGCUCUUUGACCCAUUUGAGCUGGACACCAGUGUGACACCUGGUCGUAUCCGUGAGGCACUACGACAGAGGGAGUUUACCCGGGCCAUCCUCAUGGCCUUCCGGCUCAAUGAGAAAAAAUUGGCACAGGAGGUCCUGGAGGCUGUGCCACGGGAUGAAAUUGAUGUGAUCAGCGCUUCCCUCCCUGAGCUGUAUGUAGAGAAGGUACUUGAGUUCUUAGCUGCCUCCUUUGAAGUGUCUAGGCACCUUGAAUUCUACCUUAUAUGGACUCAGAAGUUACUUAUGUCACAUGGACAGCGGCUGAAGUCCAGGGCGGGGCAAUUGCUGCCUGUGGUCCAGUUCCUUCAGAAGGGCCUCCAGCGGCAUCUAGAUGAUGUUUCCAAACUCUGUGACUGGAACCGCUACAACAUCCAGUAUGCUCUGGCAGUUUCCAAGCAGCGGGGUGUAAAACGCACCCUGGAACCUUUAGACACAGAAGAGGACACAGAUGCUUCUGAUGAUGACAGUCUUCACCUGCUCAGGAGAGCUGCAGACAAUGAGGAAGAAGAGGAGAUGCUGGUGUAGAACCCCCAUGUCACAGAUGCCUAAUGAACUGAUUGGAGAUAGAACCACGGUGCCUCUGAGCCCAGGAAAUGAGAGAUACCAUAAGCCUCAAGAACCUGCAGCUGGGACUCUUCCUGUGAGACUGCACAUGCUGCCAUGCAGUAGCAAGCCAACCUGUCAGGUCCAGGAUGAGGAUGAAUACGAUGGGCACGUGUAUGCCAUAAGCCCAGAAUGUUGGUGUUAUGGGAGACUCUGCACAUAGACUUCCUGAGAAGUGGGCAGUUUUAGAAGUGUGGACAUGUAGAAAUCCUACCAGAGAUAUUUAUAUUUUUAAUAUGAACUUCUGAAAGCUUUU